AAGAAAAUGAUGAUACCAAAUGAAGUGGUCCUGUCUGUUUAUAUCAUUACCUUAUUCACUGGAUUUCCUCUCAACCUCAUUGCACUUUAUACCUUUUCAUCCAAAGUGUACAGAAAGCCUGCUCCAAUUGACAUCUUCCUCCUCAAUCUCACUGUGUCUGAUUUGGUGUUUCUGCUGUUUCUUCCUUUAAAGAUUUAUGAAGCAUACAGUCAGAUGAAAUGGUACCUUCCUUAUUUCCUGUGUCCCAUAACUGGCUUUGUGUUCUUCAGCACCAUUUAUAUCAGUACAUUGUUCCUCACGGCAGUAAGUGUGGAGAGAUACCUUGGAGUUGCUUUCCCUAUCAGAUACAAGGUCAACAGGAAGUGUAUAUAUGCUGUUUUAGCAUGUAUUUUCUUCUGGAUGAUUUCCACUGCUCAAUGUAGUAUUGUAUACAUAGUCCAGUUUAUGAAAACAAACAAGAACCAAACCAAUGACACAAGAUGCUAUGACGACUUUACAAGUGAUCAACUUCGUAUUCUCCUGCCAGUGCGCUUUUCAUUAGGAAUAUCACUAUUCUUUGUCCCACUUCUGAUAACCUUGUUCUGUUACAUAAAUUUUAUCAGGAUAUUAAACUCUCUACCUCAUAUACGUAAAAGCAAACAGCAGAGAGCCAUUGCGAUGGCUGUGGUUACUCUCAUUGUUUACAUUGUCUGUUUCCUGCCGUACAACAUAUCGCACAUAGUUGGAUUUAUUCAAAAUGAAAGUCCAUCUUGGAGAGUGGAAGCUCUACUGCCCAGUGCAUUCAAUGCCAGUCUGGAUCCUAUUAUCUUUUACUUCUCAUCAUCAGCGGUGAAGAAAAACUGUAUCACUUUUCUCACUAGAGUUACAAAGAAGCUGGGUAUGAGCUGCAGCAGGCUGGUGCAAAAAUCAUAUGAGAAUAACGAUUGUGAUGAACAGACUUCAUCAUGA
Messenger RNA from Protopterus annectens (West African lungfish), 948 nucleotides. RefSeq names its product free fatty acid receptor 2-like. The transcript has a single exon. Bases 7 to 948 code for a protein of 313 amino acids. Gene Ontology annotation, biological process: G protein-coupled receptor signaling pathway; cellular response to fatty acid. Gene Ontology annotation, cellular component: plasma membrane. The record is from RefSeq and is a predicted model, not a curated record. NCBI's taxonomy places the organism in Eukaryota, Metazoa, Chordata, Ceratodontiformes, Protopteridae. Gene Ontology annotation, molecular function: G protein-coupled receptor activity.